Molecule: messenger RNA, 1652 nt
Organism: Aethalodelphis obliquidens (Pacific white-sided dolphin)
Lineage: Eukaryota; Metazoa; Chordata; Mammalia; Artiodactyla; Delphinidae
Gene: ETV2
Product: ETS variant transcription factor 2
Exons: 7
Coding region: 617-1633 (338 amino acids)
Biological process (GO): regulation of transcription by RNA polymerase II; cell differentiation
Cellular component (GO): nucleus
Molecular function (GO): DNA-binding transcription factor activity, RNA polymerase II-specific; sequence-specific DNA binding
Source: RefSeq, a predicted model, not a curated record
CGGGAUCUUCCCGGUCCAGGACACGAACCCGUGUCCCCUGCAUCGGCAGGAGGACUCUCAACCACUGCGCCACCAGGGAAGCCCUAAAGAGGUUAUUUUUAAUGGUAAAUAUUUACUUAUCAAUAUUGCAGGAUGGGUACAAGCACAGGCUCUGAAGCCAAGCUACCAGGGUUUAGGGUUGCCAGAUUUAGGAAAUAAAAAUACAGGGCACCUAGUUAAAUUUGAACUUAAGACAAACAACAAAUAAUUUUUUAGUAUAAGUGUGUCCCAAAUAUUGCACGUGUGCAUGUACAUGUCGCAAGUAUACAUGGUUUGUUUUUUUGCUGAAUCAUUGGAAACAAGUUACAGACACAACACUUCACCCCUAAAUAUCUCAGUGUUCCUUAUAGAGAUAGCUUUCAUAUCAUAAUACCAUCAUCACAUCUAAGAAAAUGACUAAUUCUAUAUCUCAUAUUCAGUUCAUAUUCAAAUUUCCCCAUUUGUCCUGAACUGUUAUUAGUAGGGAAGGGCAUGGAUUCUGGAGAUGAAGAAAAGUGGAAGGAAUUCCUCCUCAAUUUCCCCUUUCAUAAAAUCGGGAUAAGACUAGUACCUACCUGAAUAUUCACAGCGAGCAGCCAUGGAUUUGUGGAACUGGGAUGAAGCAUCAGCACAGGAAGUGCCCCUGGGGAGCAGGCUGUCAGGUCUGGAAGGAGCUGAACUCGACUUCUAUUUCCCUGAACUGGCACUCCAAGGGGACACGCUGACAGCGGAGACAGGUUGGAAAAGUGUCUGUGGGCUGGGACCCCUGAGCGCUGGGGAAGGGCUCCCACAGCCGGACUGGGGCUCCGCAUUACCGUACCCAGAAGCUCCAUGGGGGGCGGAACCCGCCCCUCAGGCUCUUCCGUGGUCGGGAGACUGGACAGACUUGCCGUGCACCGGCUCGGUCCCUUGGAGCCGCGUCUCCCAGGCCCUGGGUCCCGCCCUCUGGGCUGGCUCUGAAGGGGCAGCCGCCCAGAACUGCGCCACCUCCGCGGAAAGUGCCAACUCGUGGUCGGGCGCCCAGGUCGCCGCCAGCUCCACCAGCUGGGACUAUUCUGUUGGCCCGGACGGCGCCACCUAUUGGGGCAAGAGCCUCGGCGGGGAGCCGCCCGCCGACUCUACCAUUUCGUGGGGCGGGCCUGCGGGAUCGGACUAUACCAUCUCCUGGGACUCGGGGCUGCAUACAGACUGCACCACCUCUUCGAAGGAGUACCAGACUUCAGAUCUCACCACUUCUUCCGAACCGAGCCAGCAGUCGGACCGCGCAACCUUGGCUUGUUACCCCAAAGCUAACCACCGAGGUCCCAUUCAGCUGUGGCAGUUCCUCCUGGAGCUACUCCACGACGGGGCGCGUAGCAGCUGCAUCCGCUGGACGGGCAAUAGCCGCGAGUUCCAACUCUGCGACCCCAAAGAGGUGGCGCGGCUGUGGGGCGAGCGCAAGAGGAAGCCCGGCAUGAAUUACGAGAAGCUGAGCCGAGGUCUGCGCUACUACUACCGCCGCGACAUCGUGCGCAAGAGCGGGGGGCGCAAGUACACGUACCGCUUCGGGGGCCGCGUGCCUGGCCUAGUCUAUCCCGACUGCGUGGAGAGCGGACAGGGAGCAACGACUCAAUAAAAAUACACGGUCAAGCAUC